Messenger RNA from Dicentrarchus labrax (European seabass), 5576 nucleotides. RefSeq names its product piggyBac transposable element-derived protein 3. The record is from RefSeq and is a predicted model, not a curated record. The transcript has 3 exons. Bases 1091 to 1948 code for a protein of 285 amino acids. Lineage: Eukaryota; Metazoa; Chordata; Actinopteri; Moronidae.
CUUAUAUGCAAGUAGACAACAUAGACAAAGGUUUUGAUUUUUAAAAAAUCGUUUCCAAGUGCUUCCUAUCGCAUGACAUCAUCUGCUUCCUGCUCCUUCCGGCUGAAGACAUGGCGGUUGCAAAUCUUCCUGGAAAGAGGUACACCGUAGCAGAGGUCCUGGCCAUGCUGCAGGACUCUGAAACUGUGGCGGACAUCACUGUUGUGCCUGAGUCAGAAAUGCAUGCACAUGACACAGACUGUGACAGUGACCAAUCUGAUGAUGAGGCCACUGGUGACCAUAACCGCCUCCCAUCGAGAUUACUAAAAGGUGAAGGCUUUCUACCAAAUUCAGACAUGCAACUGCCAAAUCCCCCCGAUGAUGAUCCUGGGUGCUCAUCCUCAGUGAGUCAGACAGAGACUAGAAAGGUCAGUGGCACAAAUGAAAUGGUGACCAGUCAGAUCGUUGGGCCCAUGCUCCACAAAACUAAGAACCAAGACAGGAAAUUCAAAAAAAUCAAGAUUGCGGCCAAAGCACCAGCACAGGCCAACAAAAAAUAUCAGAUCCCUCGCUAUGUCCCCAAAGAACAUGAUCCUGUCUUCACAUCAGAUGAUCCAGUGGAUAUCUUCCUCACAUUCUAUCCCAAGUCCCUCAGAGAUGCCACACUGGAAAUGUCUAAUCUCUACGCCGAACAAAAAGGGAAAACACUCAACCUGACUGAGGAUGAACUUCUGACAUUCUAUGGUAUUCUGUUGAUCAGUGGAUACAAUUCAGUCCCAAGGCGGCGUCUUCUCUGGUCAGACGAUUAUGAUGUCAGCAACACUGCUGUAAAAGAUGCCAUGCGGAGGAACAGGUUUGAUGAGAUUAUGUCUUCUGUUCAUUUAGUAGACAACAUGAAGAUGACAGCUGACCCAUUCUUCAAGGUGCGUCCCCUUUUUAAGCAUAUGGAUGACAUCAACAAAACAAUCCCGAUAGCAGAACAUGUGGCAGUAGAUGAGAUGAUGAUUGAGUAUUUUGGAAGGCAUGGUGCAAACAGUUUAUUAGAGGGAAGCCUAUUCGUUUUGGGUAUAAAAUAUGGAGCUUAGCAUCCUCCUCCGGGUUUGUCCAUCAGAUGGAGCCAUAUGUAGGAAGCCACACACAUCUGGUGGAAACUGGACUUGGUCAGGGUCCAAGUGUGAUCCUUGGCCUGGCAGAGAAAGCUGAAGUGCCACCUUCAGCUUUCAAGUUUUACCAUGGCAACCUCUUCACAACCCUGUCCCUGGUGGAUGAGAUGACCCUGAGAGGCGAUGGCAGCUGUGGCACAAUGCGACAAACUCAGCUCCAUAACGUUCCCUUCACAGCACCCAAGACCUUCAAGAAGACACCCAGAGGAGAUGCUGAGUAUCUGGUUGAGGUAGAGAAGCUGAUUGUAAGGUGGACUGACAACAGCGUGGUCACUGUGGUGUCGAACAUGGAGAGGGAGUUCACCGAAACUGAGGCGAAGAGAUGGAACAAACAGAAGCGGACCAUGGACAAGGUCAGACAGCCCAAGUGUAUCCAGGACUACAACACACACAUGGGAGGAGUGGACCUGCAUGACCAGUUUGUCAGCCGCAACAGAGUCAACAUCCGGUCCAAGAAGUGGUGGUGGCCAUGCUUCAACUGGGCCCUGAACAGUGCCCUGGUGAACAGCUGGUGCUAUUACAGGUCCUGGAAAAGCGGGCAGAAGGAUCUCCUCUCCUUCCAGAGGCUGGUAGCCCAGACCCUCCUCCUGCGCCAUGGAACAAAGCCAAGUAGGCAGGGCAGAAGAUCUUCAAUGGCGGUGGCAAUAACUGAUGCCACCAGGUUUGAUAGUUUCAACCACUGGCCCUGCAACACUGGUAGCAGGUACAAGCGAUGCAAGAACUGUGGCGGACGCACAUCAUUUGCGUGUGGAAAGUGUGAUGUGCCACUACAUGUGGAGUGCUUCAAGAAGGACCACACUGAGUAGAACAUGCAUGAAAGAUGAUGGAAUGUAUGGGAAGAAAUAUGUUAUAUAUAUAUAUAUAUAUAUAUAUAUAUAUAUAUAUAUAUAUAUGUGUGAUGCGAUCUGGGAAAACCCGUCGGAUGUCGCGCUGGCACGUUUCCAGGAAAUAGUAAAAAUAGGUCGAUUGUCAUUUAUUUGGCAAAAUUGGGUUUUCAUUAAAUUAUUAUUAUAUAACAUCUUGUCUAUAAUUCCUGAAAAUAUCUAAGUGAAAUUCGCUAGUUUUAUACAUUAAAAAUGAAUUUAUAUUGGCCAAGCUGUCUGAAAGAUGAUCCUACAUUUGAAACCGCGAACGGCGGAGGUGCAUUAAAAUCUCCCAUAACGUGCUUUGUCUAGGCUAUAAACACUACAUAGACGGUUCACCAAUCAAAGCCCUAAACCACAUGAAUGAAGUCAUAUCAUAUCAAUGCACAUUUUCCCGCCAGAUAUACGUUGUAACAAUGUGAUAUGUUUGAUGAACCUAACGUUAACGUUACGUGAGGAUGUGAGAGUCUACGGAGAUGGCGGAGCUCAAGAGAAGAGAGUCUGAGGUAGCUGCUCACUUAAAUGAUGCUGCACGUCUCAAUUUGGUAAAUCCUGGCGAUGCCAAUGCCCUGAGCGACGUGAUCAUGGAUUAUUUCACAUCCAGAGAUCCAAGAGAUGAUGAAGGAUCGGAUUAUAAUGAAUUUACCGAAGAAGAGGAGUCCAAUGAAGGUAAGCUAGCCAUGCUAUUCUUGAUGUAAGAUACAAGGUGCACUUGCUAUUUUAAAUGACCAAUGUGUAAGACUUGUUAUGAAAACCUACAAGGAUAACGUUACGAUUAAAACAUCCAGAGACCGCACCAGUAAUAAAACAACAAUGAAACAACAACAAUUUACUAAAUUUUAAAAUGCCAUCCCCCUCAGGUAACUUAUCUCCUUGUGUAAUGAUAACCGUGAUGUAGGUUAGCCUAGUGCUGUUCCUGACAGGCUAGAAAGUUCCCUGGAAUAUCUCGUUCGUUCAGAGUAACUUUAUCCAUUACCAUUUUCCCGUUAUACAUUUCUUUUGAACGGCGACACGAAGGCUUAAAACUUCAAAUUAAAGCCACAAACUAUGGCUGUUUAUGCAUGCAAGUUCAUGUGAGUUUAAAACGGAGACUUAACGUUAAUGUGAAUGUUCGAGAUGCAGACUGUAGCAUUAACGUCAGGUUAAUAGACUCGGUGAAGUUCAUGAUCAGUGACCCUCAUUAGGGUAUCUGCCUCACUGAAGCUCACACAGACUGAGCAGUAAUGUUGGACACAAACACACCCCCUCCUCUCUGUCACAGCACUGCAAACAGACACACCAAGUUGCGCCUCCCCCCACCUGUAGUUCUACAUGCUUGAAAAAUGGAGUGAGAUCGACAGCCCAAGAGGAAAGGUGGAGCAGAGAGAGAGAGGCUUAAAAAACUAAAAGCACUGACCACAGAUCAGCGAAGUGCUGUAAAAUAACUGAGCAAUAACUAUGGCCUAUCCAGCACCACUAUCUUAAUGAGGAGGUUAGUUCCACUUUGUGGAAGCUGAUGGGCUAAAACUGACUUAAUAAAACAAAUGUAAGUGCAAAUUUUAGAAUAUGGUUAACUAACAUAGGCACAACAUAAUAAAUUAUAUUAAUAUUGAAAUCCUUGUAUUACAUUAUUUCAUUUAACCUUUAUUUAACCAGGUAAAAUCCCACUGAGAUUAAGAACAUAUUUGUUGUUAUAUGAACAUAGCCAAUGCAUGUAAAAAUUGUCAAUUAGUGAACAGAAACAUUUAUUUUGUUGGGGAAAGAAACAGAAAAAGCUGUGUGUGGGCACAUGUGGAGCCUUUGCUCUAUUAUUUUACACUCUUACAUCAGUAGGCGCCAAACCUAACUCACUCUUGGUGUUUUGCGUUAAUCCGGUGGUGGUGGCCUGAAUUAUUGUCCCAGUCCGCCCCUGUUCAUGAUUGCUCCAUGCUAGUGACAUUUAAGGCUGUAGUAGAUUGCAUUACAGAUGGUGAAGAUGGUUUCUUCAGUCUGUGACAUAUUUUGCAAUUUAAACGUAAGACAUAUAAAUCCUACUUUGGGAGAGAGAUGUUGGAUUGAGCCAGAUCCGAUUGCUUCUUGUCAGCGUGAUGUACAAGCCUGCACGUAACAUGUUAAUUUUUUUUAAUAGUAGGCUACACCUUAACAUAUUGUUAAUGUUUUGGUCGCACCUUGUCAAACAACAUAAUCUAAUCAUGAUGAUGAUGAUGAUGAUGAUGAUGAUUUUGAGUAAUAAUAGUAGUACUACUAUAGUAGUAGCCUAUGUCUUAUGGGCAUAGACAUAUUGCAAUGGUGAAAUACUUGUGUGAUGGAUUGUUAAUGUUGAUUAUUAGUAAUAAUGUAGUUCAGCCUUUUUUAUAUAAUACAUAUGUCUUACAGUUAUUAAUUCUUCCUCAUUUCAGAUGAUGACCAUCCCAUAUCCAUUAUUGAAGAUGUAGCAGAGAUACUAGCACCAGUUCCACUUCAAGAAGAUAAUGGUGAUGAUGUGCAAGAGUUUGUAUGUGCAUGCAAAUACAACAAUGGUCAUCCAUGUUCAACACGUUUCAUGCAAGAGGAGCUGCAGAUGAUUUGCUACUGUUUCCUGGAAAUGACAAGGGAAGAGCUAGAUAUUGCCAUUCUAGCUAAACUCUCGUGUGGAAUGCAUCUUUCUCAGCUAACAUCCCGCACCCAUAAAAAAGAACAGACAGUUCGGAAGUCCCAAAGAACUGAUUUCUUUCACCAUGGGGAGAAAAUAUGCAGGGAUACGUUUAAAUAUCUCCAUGCCAUUGGCCAGGUCAAGCUAGAUGCUCUUAUUAAGCAUUAUAAAGAGCAUGGUGUUACUCCUCGAAUGCAUGGCAACAAAAAGCGUCAGCCUCCUAAUGCACUGAAGAAAGAGGACAAUAUGUAUGUUGCACAUUUCAUUGUAAACUAUGCUGAAACUCAUGGCAUGCAUCUUCCAGGGAGGGUACCAGGCUUUUGGAGGAGUGAUUUGAAACUUCUUCCAACUAACUGUGCGAAGGUGAAGGUGUACUCCGAUUACUGUGUGGCAGUUGCAGCAGCAAAUCAGCGUGUGGUUUCUGUAGUUACGUUUGAAUAAUGAAUGAAUAAAUACAUUGAUUUUCAUCUAAUUCAUGAGUGUUGUGUGUUUGCUUGGUGCCAAAGUAACAAUUUUGUAUCUUUUCCAACAUAUACAGUGACUGAAAUAAGUCUGUGCCAUAAUAGAGUAAUGAAAAUUUAACAUGUGAUAUUUGAUUGUUAAAAUGUUCUAUUUAGAAUGUCUAUCUUUAAACCUGUUUUUCUCAAAAUUCCGUUUCAUAAAACCAUGUUAAUAAGCUGACUUCAGAUAAUAAUAACAUUUGUUACAGACAUGCUAUGAAAAAAAGGAAAACAGAUUUGAAAAGAGCUUGAAAGCAGGUGGUAUCAGAAUCUUAAGUUGGUAAAAUUUCACCAUGUGAUGGGUUUUCCCAGAUCGCAUCACAUAUAUAUAACAUGAUGGAAUGUAUGGGAAGAAAUAUGUUAUAUAUAUAUAUAUAUGUUUUUAGAGGUUCUAAGAAAAAACAGUUUGUUGACGUUUUGAGUAUAAAAAAAUUGAGAAUAAAGAAACCAGUUCAAAUUG